UCCGGGGCUGUCGAAAGCAGUCUUCCUCCCGAUACCAAACCCAACCCUCACAUUGGCGCCCUCUCAACAGCCAUCGCCACGCGAUUCGAGCGAUUUAUGGAAGCUCAGAUCCUAUACUUGCAUGUCAAGCUUCAGACUGCAAAGUCAAAAAUGAUCAAUGUUAAUCCAGUGGCGUUUGCUUUUGAUGGGGAAUACUCGACUGUUAUUGGUAAUAAGUCUGAUAUUCAGGGUGAGCAGAAGGGUUCUGAGGCUCGCACAGUCAAUAUGCGGCAGGACGCAUGCAAUAUCGUGAGGGAGUUGAGCGAGGCGUUGGGCACCGUGUUUAAUCCUAUGGGUUCGUUCCCAAACGAGUUCGGAGGUAUCAUCAUGCGAUUUUCAUGCGUUGUCGUCGUCAACGUGCCGCUCCCCUUUGCUCAGUCUAAACCCAACGACACCUUGCACGACCCGGACGCAGCCAAGGACGCUGAGCAGAACGACGACUCGGAUGUCUUCGUCAAGAGGAUGGUAGGCGAGCUGGAGGUGACGGUGCAUCCAGACAACACUCAUAAAUUGUUCGUAGGGCAGCGAUAUGUCAUACAAUUUCGUUUGAUAGGUUGAGGUUUUAUAAUGCAUUUACAUAUGUAAACUAGACUACCACACUCGUAUAUAUAUAUAUACGAUAGCAUUGAGAUUAA
Serpula lacrymans var. lacrymans S7.9 is the source of this 674-nucleotide messenger RNA. RefSeq lists its product as uncharacterized. The coding region runs from base 97 to 597 and encodes 166 amino acids. The transcript is spliced from 3 exons. The record is from RefSeq and is a predicted model, not a curated record. NCBI's taxonomy places the organism in Eukaryota, Fungi, Basidiomycota, Agaricomycetes, Boletales, Serpulaceae.